Messenger RNA from Amphiprion ocellaris (clown anemonefish), 3917 nucleotides. RefSeq lists its product as uncharacterized. NCBI's taxonomy places the organism in Eukaryota, Metazoa, Chordata, Actinopteri, Pomacentridae. The coding region runs from base 2443 to 3072 and encodes 209 amino acids. The record is from RefSeq and is a predicted model, not a curated record. The transcript has 5 exons.
ACAAGCCUUCAACAGCCCACAAAUAAUCUCUACCAAACUAUCACCUCCGUUUAACAUGACAGCAAGACAAAUUCAGCAAACAGUAUAACUGUUGACUUGGUCUGACUCACUGGAUAUGGACAGUGAAUAUUAGCCUGCCAAUUCUGCCACACUUUUAAUGUGACUUUCUCCUCUUCUUCUGCUGCUUUUGAGUUACUGUUUACAAAAUCCCUUUUCCUUGAAAAAACAGCAAAAAGAUAAACUUCGGAGCAGUAGCUUACAUACUAAAAAUAUCAGCCGUGGGAGUGAAUUAGCCGUUUAAUGACAACACUUGUCUCCCUGCAUGCAAACGUUCCAGCAAAACAUGUUCCCCCAUCGCUACUUUUGUGGGACAUCAUUGCUGCAUCUUGAGCUGAGCAUUGCCCGAGAUGAUUUUGAUUGGUUAAAAAGCAGAGAAAGAAACAGGCAAGAGUGUUUUUACCCUCCUGAAGCAGAAUGAUGUUGAGGUGCAGUCAGACCAUUCCACACAGCGCUGUGUAGAAUGGUCUGUUGCUUAUCUGAAAACAUUUAAACAAAACGUCAAGCCAACCUAAAUACGUUUGAUGCAUCAUGUAGAUGUGUAGAUUUACAGAUGUGAAGACAUCUUCUUAAUGUGGAAUAUAGACAAGAUGGUGUUCUUGCAACCAAUGUUGUUGUUAGUCUUUCAAAAGAAGGAAAAUUGCUUCCUUCAUGACUUAUAAAAAAUUAAAAAUAGACUGAGUUUCUGGGGAAAGUCACUAUCUGGUCAUGAGAGAUAGUCUUCAAGACAUAAAGGUCGACUGAAAUUUGCUACUGAUCACAUGUACAAUUCUGGGUGAAAAAAGAAAAGGCCUUCUGGAGGAAAGUACAGACAAAAAUAAAGCCAAAUGAUAUAUUUAAUGACCAGAAAUAUGUUUGGAGGAGAGAAGGUGAGGCCUUCAACCCAAAGAACACCAAACCUACCACCAAGCAUGGUGGUGGCAGUAUCAUGCUCUGUGGAACUGGAGCUUUACACAAGAUAAAUUGAAUAAUGAAGAAGGAGGAUUACCUCCACAUUCUUCAGAAGGUUGAUCUUGGACGCAGUUGAAUGUUUCAACAAGACAAUGAGCCCAAACACGCUUCACACGUGGUAAAGAAAUGGUUCAAUCAGGCUAAAAUGAAGAUUCUAGACUGACUGAACCAAGUGUCCUGACUUUAACCUCACCAAGAACCUGUGGACUGAUGAAGAAACAAGUCUGAGUCAGAAAGACAACAAAUUUAGUUAAACUGCACCAAUUCUGUCCAGCGGGGUCAAAGAUAAACCAGAAGCUUGUAGACAGAAACCAAAAGAACCAAACUGAGAGAAAAAUGAUUAAAGGACAUUUAACUAAAUAUUGGCAUUUCUGUCUGUAUGUUUUUGACCCUGUCAGUUUUGCCAUAUUUUCAGAAGAACUGUAAAUCAAAAUGAUUUUCUGUUGUGAAAAAGGUUCGUGUUUGAAAGAUUCAAUCAUAGAAAAUUAAGAGUUACAGAAGUCAUUGGAAACUCAGGACAGUUGUGAUUUACAUGAUCUUUGCAAGUGCAUGUAAACCUUUGUACAGAAUUGUAUUUGUUUUAUUGAUGCCAGAGCAAUAUUUAAACGUGUUGCUGUUGUACUGUGACUUGUGCUUACACUUGUUGACAUUAACAAAAGGCUAAUAGAAUAUUUUGUCAUAUUUUUCACGAUGUUGGAUCACUGUAAUGUGUCAUCUGUUAGAUUAAGAUGCUUUAACACCUGGAAUUCUUUAAACUGGGGUGACAGAUUUGUUCAUUUUCACUCUGUAAAUCUGCUAAUACAAUAAAAUACAUGGACUGUAACUCCUCUGCUAGGACUGGUUUGACGUUCUAACCCAUAUAUCUUGUUGUCAGUAAUAUCAUUACUAUCAUAUAUCAUUAAUAUCAUUAAUUAUCAUUAAUAUCAUAUAUUUCAGUUACCCCAUGACCUUCCUUUUGUAUAGAUUCACCACUGCUUGACCAAUCUGACGAUUAAAGAUACUGCUGCUAAAAGUACUUAAAUAGAUCAGUCUGGUUUCCUUGUGAAGCAAUGAGGAACGGAAACGACAAGAGCUAAACAUCACGCCUCUAAAAAUGUCAACACCACAAACAUGUUGGUUUUGUCACGUUAUUUGACUCUCAACAAGAUCAAUGCAGCCAAUACCUUGUAAGAAAUCUUACUUUCAAACCAACUGAACAAGACGUUUAAAGUUCUAAUAUACUCGCUGAGAUACUCUGAGCUGGCGUAUGUUUUCUAUUGUGGGUCUGCUCGCUGUUUGAACUGUUGCAUGUGUUGAGACAAAAGCAGAAUCAGUCAUGUAAGUGCACUUCCUUGUUCGACGACCCGAGAGUUUGAGGUGCCCCAGCUCAGUGUUGGUUCUCUUUAUAUCAAUACAAUCUACUGAGCAGCAGCAGUUGUUCUGUCUGAAACCAGGAUGGCUGCAUUGAAACUCGGCUUUCUUCUGUUUCUGCCACUGACUGUGUCCUCAGAUGGUGGAGUGACUCGUGAGAAGACCGUUGGGAAUAAACCAGAUGUUACUCCAAUAUGCAGCAAUGAGACCCUGAAUAUCAUCACGCUGAUAGUUUGUAAGAUCACAACAGAGAGGAACGGAGAAGAGUGUCGUCUGCUGUAUCAACAUGGACACGACUUUGAACAUGGAUGUGGCUCUGGAUUCAGACUGAUUAAAGAAAACCAGACUGUAUUUCUCCAUCUGAGCAGUUUAACACCAGCUGAUAGUGGAAACUACACCUGUGAGUGUUCACAUCCUGCAGGAACAGAUAUUUUCCAUCUCAUUGUCACAGUGGAAGAUUUUGAGGAUGAAUCUCAAAAUCACCAUAAUGAGGCACAAACGAUGACUCAUCGUGCUUUGAUCAGUGGAUCUGUGUUCAUCACAGCAGCUUUAAUUCUAUCAGGAUUUCUAUACAGAAGACAUCGCCAUGGAAAACAGCCUGAAUCACCAAGCCAUCAUCCAAACCUGGUUCCACAGGACAUUGAGCCGUACAGCACCUUCAUACGGACAGGAAGUGGACUCUAUUCCACUGUCAAAUUACAGCCACACAUCUGAGAAAGCUUUGUAGAACUGAGGCGUAUAAUGUUCUUUCAAGAGAGCUUUAGUCCACAAGGUGGCUCCGUUUGAUCAUGUGAAAUAUAUGAACGCUUUAUUCAUCUGCAAAUGCAAAUAGUGUAUUUUUGUGGGGUUUUUUGUAUACAGCAAUAAUCGGAAUCAACUAAUUGUCUGAUAAAUAAGUGAUUAAAAUACAGCUAGUUAUUAUUGUAUUGAUUUUAUCUGAAACAAAUAUGUUUUAUAUCAUCUUAAAGGCAGAUUCUUAAUGUGUUCUAGCUACAGUUAGCAGACAAAAUGUUUUGUGCAAAAGAUUUGUUGGUGAACUUCAAUGUGAAUGCAGGUUUUUAAUAUUGUUGCAGCAAAGGAGUUGAGUUUUUACUGUAAACGUUCAGUUACACCCCUGCUGUGUUGGGCUGUUCAUCUUUGCUAGAACAGAAAAAACAUUCAGAUAUUUUAAAUAUUUUGUUUUUAUUAAUUAUGAAAUUUUUUCACCCUACACAUGAGAGUAAAGUGACACGUAACACUUUAAAAGCCCUCGUUUUUAUUGUGGUGCCUCUUGUGUAAAACUGCAACUGACCACUAGGUGUCACUAAAACUUUUUCUAAUAGUUUAGUUAUAGUUAAGAAAAACACUUGACCAGUUCACCAUAGAAACUAUCUGAAGAUUACUGUCAAAGGUUAAUAUCUGGCUUAAAUUAUGUAUCUUGAAUUGGUUCAUGUUGACUUAUUUUUGAAAUGCAUAAAUUAUUUUUAAAAAUACCAAAACAAAUAGUGAAUCUAUUCUAAUAUCUAGAUAUCUAAUCUAAUGUAAAAUUAUUUUCAAAAUCUGUAUCUUUGAAUAACCAU